Molecule: messenger RNA, 660 nt
Organism: Ipomoea nil (Japanese morning glory)
Lineage: Eukaryota; Viridiplantae; Streptophyta; Magnoliopsida; Solanales; Convolvulaceae
Product: S-norcoclaurine synthase 1-like
Exons: 1
Coding region: 133-606 (157 amino acids)
Biological process (GO): abscisic acid-activated signaling pathway; defense response
Cellular component (GO): cytoplasm; nucleus
Molecular function (GO): signaling receptor activity; protein phosphatase inhibitor activity; abscisic acid binding
Source: RefSeq, a predicted model, not a curated record
UAUUCUCGGCGGCAGAUGCCGUCUGUAUGUGUUAUUCCUACCUGUAUAAGUUUACAUUUUUGAGUCGUAUUGAAUCCUCAGCCAAAAAUCUCCGCCUGUAAAAUUUCCGCUUUGCUUCUUCCUUGAAAAAAAAUGGUGUUCGGAGCAGUUUCCGACGAGAUGGAAGUAAAGGCGCCGGCGGCCGAGGCAUGGAAGGUGUAUUCUACUCUGCAACUGGCGAAACUUGUGGUCGAGAUGCGUCCUGACUUGGUUGAGAAGUUUGAGGUAGUGGAAGGCGACGGUGGCGCCGGAACAAUUCUGAAGCUGACUUUUCCGGCGACCACGCCGGUGUUUACAUAUUCCAAGGAGAAAUUCACGGUCAUUGACGAUGAGAAGCGAGUGAAAGAAACGGAGGUGAUUGAAGGCGGAUACCUGAAUCUAGGGUUCACUCUGUUUCGGGUUCGGUUUGAAAUUACAGAGAAAGACGAAAGCACAUGCAUCACCAAAACUACAAUUGAGUAUGAAGUGAAGGAGGAAUCAGCUGCCAAUGCUUCAUUUGUGAGUAUUCAAACUUUUGUUGGCAUCAUGAAUGCCGUUGCAACCUAUCUAACCACUAAGCAAAUGUAAUGGAAUUGGCCUGCUUGAGGCUUUGCAAUAAGAUUGCCAUCUAUUUAAACAUUA